CUCGUUUUCUUCAUAAGAAACAGUGCUAUACUAUUUACAGUUUCGAAUCCGGAAGAGGGAGUUGUUUUAAGAUGGAAAAUUACGUAGGUUUUUGAAGAAACAUAGAAAAGCUUUUUGUCUCCGAAUUUGGAGUGUUUCUCGUAAACGAUGAUAGACAUGUUGUAAACAAACUAACAGAAGAAGGUUCAAAAAAUGAGACUAAAUGAGACAGGCUCAAAUCAUACUGUGAGUAAAUAUGUGCUUCAGCGACAGCUCGGAAACAAAUUUCCAUUGGGCUUCCAAGACAAAUUCCGGAAAAGGAUAUACAAAUCAUUCUCCAGUGAUCCAAAGCAUGGAUUUUGGGAUCAGUCAACAAGCGGAAAAUCAGGAAACAGUGGCCAACAUGGAGGAGUCUUCAAUCUUGAAUAUUCACCUGACGGGUCCAUUCUCAUUGCAGCUUGUGAACAGAAGAGCUUCAUUGUCUUGGACCCUAUAACAAGAAAAGAUGUUCAUAGUGUAUUCAAUUCACACUCAGACUGUGUUAACUGUGUUAGAUUCCUUGACUGCCGAACUUUUGCAACUUGUUCUGAUGACACAACAAUUGCGUUGUGGGAUAUCAGGAACUUAAAGCAGAAAAUGAGAACUUUGAGAGGUCAUUCCAACUGGGUGAAAAAUAUUGAAUUUGUUAGGGAAGAAGGGUUAUUGGUUACUUCUGGUUUUGAUGGCUGUGUUUUCACUUGGGACAUCAAUAGCUACACUGAACAAGGACUCAUGAGUCAACGUGUUUUUCACACAAAUGGCCUAAUGAGAAUGAGGUUAACUCCUGACAACACCAAAAUGAUCUUGUGUACUGCUGGCGGAUACAUCAUGAUUAUUCACAACUUAGAUUUUGCAACUUUGAAUCAAGACCUUGCUGGGUUUAAACCGAACAUGUACCGGCUGAUGCAAAUAAGCCAGACGCCUAUAUCCUUGGCCACGAAUUUUAGUCACUUAUUUAGGUCCAAACGAAAUCGUAUAGAGUUGAUUUCUGAUUGGCCUGCAGGAAACGAGGCCGAAGUCAUUUCUUCAUUACAUGUACACCCACAAGGAUGGUGUGUCGUUAGUCGAAAUACCAGUAACUUGGAUAAAUCUGAGUGGACUUGCGUCCAUGACAUUCAAGAUGUAUCUCUGGACUCGCCUGCCAUUUCUCGAAAGCGACGUAAAAUUGAAAACGAAGAAAGUCAGCCAUCCACUUCGUAUCCCGUUACGUCGUCUUCCAGCGGCUCUUCUUCAGAGCAGAGUGAUGAAGAAACUCAUCCUCCGAGAGGACCCACAACGAAUAUAUCGCCAGGACCACAGGUAGAAGUUCGAAUAACGGCUCCUCUACAAUGGGGCACUCGGACUGGAGAAGCGGCUGGCUUCCAUCUUCGACUUGACUCUGAUAGACUCUCUGUCGCGAACGAGCCAAUAGAUAACCUGGAGGUCCGAAUACCAAGUGAGGAAGUGCUAGAAGCAUUGGAGACUAUUCGCCGUGCUCAGUCGGGGGAAGAUGAAAACCAUACCUCCGAGUUUCGAAUCCGUCAUCGUAUGUUUCGCAGGAAUUCUACCCCGCUACCCACACGCCUUGGGCAUUUGAACAACAAUGCAUCCAACAGCGAAGAAAUACCAUCCAGUUCAUUGCUUGUAACAGACCAACGUGAUAGAUCCUCGAGAGAGGAUGAGGCUUGGGAAGAUUCAGAAAAUCCAAAUAUAACAGCACAUUUUGUUCGUGCCGUAGCUGAUUUGGCAGCUCGUUCUGUUCAUCUCCUUGACCCAUUCCGUUUACGGUCUCGCCAUGGUAUUCGCCGCCAUCCACCGUCAUUGACAUAUGAUGCUGACAGUAGAGGAGAUUUCGAGAUGAAUAUACAUUCAAACCUAAACCGAAUCACGUACUUUAUUGAAGAGCCAAAUGUAGGACGAGGAUACAUAAAAGAAUUAUGUUUUUCACCUGACGGCCGCGUUAUUGCGAGCCCAUAUAGCAACGGUGUUCGCCUCCUUACCUUCAACCCCGAAUGUGCAGACAUGUCUUACGGCCUGUCGGCCUCUGCCAUUAGGGGUACGCGUUCAAAUGGAAAUGAAAAAGAAUCACCACAUACAUUGCACUCAUUGACAACUAACAAUGGUCAUUCCGAUGUUGUUGUAACGACAAAGUUUAGCCCUACCCAUCCUCUUUUUGUCUCAGGUUGUCUAGGCGGGAAAAUUGUUUGGCAUCAACCUGUUCUUUAGCCGUGUUGGUUUUUUUCGUGUGUGAAGUCCAUCAGUGUGAAUCUCAACAACUCCUCGUUUAAAACUCAACUCAAUAAUGUUCCUUUCAAAGUGCGACAGUUGGUGGAGUGUUUUGGUUUUGCCAUCAAAAAAUAUACGCAGCCCUUCAAUACCUGUACAUAAUCCUGUGCUGGAAUUUAAAAUAUAAUGAAAUAAAUAUGUUGCUUUCCA
Messenger RNA from Daphnia carinata, 2433 nucleotides. Its product is annotated as DDB1- and CUL4-associated factor 10-like. Gene Ontology annotation, cellular component: Cul4-RING E3 ubiquitin ligase complex. The coding region runs from base 193 to 2223 and encodes 676 amino acids. The transcript has 8 exons. Gene Ontology annotation, molecular function: protein binding. NCBI's taxonomy places the organism in Eukaryota, Metazoa, Arthropoda, Branchiopoda, Diplostraca, Daphniidae. The record is from RefSeq and is a predicted model, not a curated record.